UAUAAUUUUAAAUGAUGUAUCGAGUUCAAGUUAGGACCCCGUACGGUGUCUGGUGCUCUCUACGGUAUUUCUUGGUGUUGCAAUUUAACACAUCACAGCACAGCAGCAGAAUGUGAAAAUUUCAAGGGAACAGGGAAAAGGCGAGAGAAGCAUUAAUCAUACGCAACAAUGAACAGCUGAAAAGUGAAAAGGAUGUGAUUGAUACAUCUGACCUUUUAUCCGAUUCUUGAAGUAUUUGAAAGGAAUGAUACUGCAUAUGUUUGAUUAACAGUCCUGUGCAGUGUCUAAUGAACUUGUUGAAAGUUUGAGACAUUUGUAGAGGCUUAUUGGGGAGCACUUAGGAUUUUUUAGUUAUUAGUCUAGGAAUUGAGACAGCUUAGAUACAUGCUAGCUGUGCAAGAGACGGUUUCCAUGACAGUAAAAUGUUGCUGCAUUUUCAUGACCCUGCAAAGCUGAAAACGAAAAAGGUUGUGUAUGAAGAAACUUAUUAUGCCCGAGAUUCUGGCACUCUAGAACAGCUCAAGGAACUGAGUUCAAGGCGAAGAGCAGUUGAAGAAUCUAUCAAUGGCAGUAGUUCUAUCACAGCAGCAAUUGCAAGAGAAAUGGCAGGUGGAACAACUUCUCGAGUCCAGCAGGAUAUUCAAAAGCUGGAACAAUAUUUGCCUUUAUUAGAAAAUCUAGUUACAAGUGUUGAAUCGGUUGGAGACAAUGAUCGCAUUCUUCAGUGGACGACAGAUCUUAAAAUACGUUGGACCAGUGCUUUAAUUGCAUCUUCUCCCUUUAAUCUUGGGGGUCCCAAGUUUUUCCGUUUGGAUCACUUACGAUUUGAAUUUGGAAUGACCCUUUCUCUCUAUGGUGCCCUCUUGAGGGAAAGGGCUUUAGAAUUCCUGUCUUCAGAUUUAGUUGAAUCUGCAACUCUUUUUAGAAGGGCAUCAGGAGUUUAUCAGUACCUCGCUCAAGAUGUACUUCCUCCUCUAGAAACCAUGCUUCCUCCAGAGAGGCCCCUUGAAGCUACACCCUCAAUGGCUUCUAUUAUGAGUCUUGUUUGUUUGGCAGAGGCCCAAGCUGUUACAGUUCAAAAAGCUGAAGCCAUAGCAACUAGUGGAGGGCUCCUUGCAAAGCUGCACUAUGGUGUGGUACAAUUCCUUGAAGAGGCAAGCAGUCUACUGAAGUCAAAUGUUGGUGACUGGAAUGACAUAUCAGACAGAUUCAGGAGGUUCCUCUCUGGAUGUAGUAUUCUUCACGAAGCUCGAAGUCAAAGAUAUAUUGCUGGUGACUUGAAAGUAUCAGAGCAGAUGGGCCUUGCUGUUGGAGUGCUACGUUAUGCAUUGAGCAAUUUUCAGGGCAAAUGGCCUGGUGAAGAUUCUUGGAGGCAGACUUAUAAGCAGGAGCUUGACGCUCUUAGCGAGAUGCUCAGAAAGUGUGAGCAUGAAAAUGAUUUCAUAUGGCAUGAUAAAUUGCCUUAUUUGGACGAACUGCCCCAUUUAGAAGGAAAGAAAAUUGCAGCACCAAUAGCAUACAAACCAUUCCGGUUAGACAGAGAAUUUGUUUUUGUGGUGUGAUUUCACAAUAUAUUGAAAUCAUUCUUUGUUAUCCUUAUCAAAAUGCAAUAAAUUGUCUUGGUGUUACUUUUCCAAUCUCAUAACAGCUUGCAUAUGAAUUGACAAAGCAUUGCUUUGCAAAGUCGUGGGAGAUCAGACAUAAGAUUUUUCAUUUGAAUAGAUCCAGAAUAAAAUGUUAAAAUGCUCCUCUGGGCCAUGAAAUUCGUCUAGGGUGGCUAGAUGUAAGUGUUGGAAGAAAGCUAUAAGAAGUCUUUUGUGGGCAGAAAUUAGUUUUGUAACCUGGAGAACGAUAUCUAUAUAUAUAUAUAUAUACACAUAUAUGUAAAUUACAAUUCUGAUGAGAUAAAUUUGAGAAAUUGUUCCAAUAUUAAAGUGAAA
Cryptomeria japonica (Japanese cedar) is the source of this 1940-nucleotide messenger RNA. RefSeq lists its product as uncharacterized. The record is from RefSeq and is a predicted model, not a curated record. Lineage: Eukaryota; Viridiplantae; Streptophyta; Pinopsida; Cupressales; Cupressaceae. The coding region runs from base 423 to 1562 and encodes 379 amino acids. The transcript has 8 exons.